CUGAAGACUAUUUCUUUCAGGACAAGUGAUCCACUUCUACUGCAAUUCAUCUACACUUCGCCAGCCGUCCAACGACUUCCAUUUUCUGGUCAGCUUUUCUGUUGGGUGCAGACAGCGAAAGUCUUUCAUGAUACUCGGGCGUUGGCCAUCAAUGAAACGUGGCUAUCCAGGUGCGAUCACGGGCAGUUGUUCACUGAUGGUUUCUUCUCUACCGACGAUAUUCCUUAUUCGACAGUAUUCGCAGGCAUUCCCGAUUCUUAUUAUAAUCUCUUCUAUAAGAGCCGUUAUGCCUUCUUCUACACAUAUCAAUACAUUUCUAAGGACUUCGACUGGUACAUGAAGGCUGACGAUGAUACGUAUGUGGUUGUGGAACAUCUGAAGGACUAUUUAUCUACGCUCGAUCCUAACAAUCCCUAUUACCUCGGCUACACCUUAAAACCAUAUUUGAAGCAUGGUUACAAUGCUGGUGGUGCUGGAUAUGUCCUCUCUCGAGCGGCUGUGAAGAUAUUCAACGAAUUUCUCUACGGAAAUGAAACGCUGUGUCCUGAUGAUAUCUACGAAGACGUCGGAAUUGGGAGGUGUUUGGCGAGCAUUGGUAUUUUUCCUCAUGACACUCGCAACAAUCAUGGACAAAAUCGCUUCAAUACCUACGCACCAAGUGAGGCUUACCAUGCGUCGAAAAACGAUCCGAAGUGGACGUUUUUCGACGAGAAGAAGGUUUGUUUUCGAUUUAAAUGGUUCAGAUCAACGAUGUUAUAG
Messenger RNA from Angiostrongylus costaricensis, 759 nucleotides. The record is from the annotation of a GenBank genome assembly. NCBI's taxonomy places the organism in Eukaryota, Metazoa, Nematoda, Chromadorea, Rhabditida, Metastrongylidae.